This is a messenger RNA of Asparagus officinalis (garden asparagus), 741 nucleotides long. RefSeq lists its product as uncharacterized. The transcript is spliced from 4 exons. Lineage: Eukaryota; Viridiplantae; Streptophyta; Magnoliopsida; Asparagales; Asparagaceae. The record is from RefSeq and is a predicted model, not a curated record. Gene Ontology annotation, molecular function: transposase activity; DNA binding. Bases 1 to 741 code for a protein of 246 amino acids. Gene Ontology annotation, biological process: DNA transposition.
AUGUCCAUAAAGAAUUUCGAGUCUACCCACACCUACGAUCAACAUGGAGCAAAUGCUGGCAACUCAAGGGCAUCAAUGAAGUUCAUUGCUAGCCAAAUACAAGCUGUUUUGAAGGUUAGGCCAGAUCUUCGUGUAGUUGAUAUCAAGAACGACAUGCUCUCUAAUUUUGGCAUCAAGAUUAACUACAGUAAAGCGUGGUGGAGCAAGGAGACAGCUCAACAGGACCUGUUCGGUGACGAUGAUGAGGCUUACGAUUCACUGAGAUUGCCUCUAUUAUUUUUGGAUGGAACAUUUAUUAAAUAUCGUUACAGAGGCAUACUACUUAGUGCUACUGGGGAAAAUCCUUACCAACCUCCAUAUCGACUGGUAAUGAUUUCUGACGCCGACAAGGGUAUUAGGACAGCAGUCGAGGAAUUCUUUCCAGAUGCAUUCCAUUCAAGGUGUGUUCUGCAUCUAGUUGAGAAUUUCAAAAAGAAUAUGAAGGAUUUUGGGCACAAGGCAAAUGUCGCGACUACGUUGGGCGAGCUGUUACAAUCUGCGGCUUAUAAGUUCACAAUAUCUGAAUGGGAUAAUGACAUGAAAGAAUUGGCAGCGAUCGAUCACAUGGCUUACGUCACUGUAAUGGAAUACUCCCCGGAGAGAUGGGCAAACGCGCAUUUUCCUGGUAUAAGGUAUGGCCAUGUUACUUCAAACGUUGCUGAGUCCUUCAACAGCUGGAUAAGAAAGGCACGAUUGUUGUGA